CAUAAAUCUUAGUUGCCUGGCUUAGUCUUAUUCUUGGUUCACAGAACAUCACACUAUGGCUUUCAAAGCCUUCCUCCUUCUCUUGGUCACCAUUCUCUUUGUUGCCACAAGGGCUUCAUCAUCUCAUGAUCUUCAUGAGGAACUCAAGAUAAAGGCUGCUUAUGUCCAGAGCCAAACACCACCACCUCUGGUGACCAAGCCACCACCUACUUAUGCUCCACCGCCAAAAGUGAUCAAGCCACCCACUCCAGCACCACCUCUGCCCAAGCCACCAGUAGUGAAGCCACCUACUUAUGCUCCUCCACCAAAAGUUAUCAAGGCACCUCCACCAGCACCACCUCUGCCCAAGCCACCAGUGAAGCCUCCCACCUAUGCUCCACCACUUCCCCCAGUCAAAUCAAAAAAGGAUUGCAUUCCACUGUGUGAACAAAGGUGCUCUUUGCAUUCGAGGAAGAGGACGUGCAUGAGGGCUUGCAUGACAUGCUGUGACCGCUGCAAAUGUGUGCCUCCGGGAACUUCCGGCAACCGGGAAAGAUGCGGCAAGUGCUACACUGACAUGACCACCCACGGCAACAGAUCCAAGUGCCCUUAGAGUAGUAGUAAUCCAACUUUUUUCUCUCUUGGAGGGCUUGUAAUGUGUAGUACUGCCUAAGCAACUAUGGAUGUAAUUAAUAAGUGUGUUUGUGAGAGAGAUGCGAAAAAUGUAAUGGUUUUCCAGCUACUUCCCUGCUGCAUCAAUUCAAUGGCCAUUUAGUGUUUUUUCUACAA
This is a messenger RNA of Fragaria vesca subsp. vesca, 768 nucleotides long. RefSeq lists its product as uncharacterized. The coding region runs from base 56 to 592 and encodes 178 amino acids. NCBI's taxonomy places the organism in Eukaryota, Viridiplantae, Streptophyta, Magnoliopsida, Rosales, Rosaceae. The record is from RefSeq and is a predicted model, not a curated record. The transcript has 4 exons.